Molecule: messenger RNA, 4647 nt
Organism: Eubalaena glacialis (North Atlantic right whale)
Lineage: Eukaryota; Metazoa; Chordata; Mammalia; Artiodactyla; Balaenidae
Gene: ERICH3
Product: glutamate rich 3
Exons: 14
Coding region: 1-4647 (1548 amino acids)
Source: RefSeq, a predicted model, not a curated record
AUGCUGGGAGAGAAGGUUGGGGUUCAAGAGAUUCUUCUAUCAGAAGAUGGAAGAGCUGUGACAGUUAGAUACUGCUCACAUUCCAGAGGUCUGAAAGCAAACGAACGAGACUACGUAUGUGGAAGAGCUUUAUUACUUGCAGCAUAUAAUAGUCUUACGGAUAAACACCUGGCUGGAUAUUUUAACAAUACAAGGAUAAGGCGGCAUCUCUUGAGAUCAGGGCUGAUCACAAGAAAUGGAAGAAUACUUUCUGAAAAGGAAUACAAACUAAAUAUCAUGAAGAGGGAUCACCAAAAAUAUAUCCGGGAGUGCUUAGCCCAGGCUAUUUUCCAUAAGGUUCUUGAUAUGGAGCGUUACCAUCAGCUUGAAAUUAAAAAGAAACUGGAGACAUUAGCUAGGAAGGAGCGAAUUCAGAGAUUUAAGGGAGAGCACACAAGAUGGACUAUAGGAAAUAACAUGCCAAUCCUGUCUCCCCGCCCCCCAGUUGGCCCCAAGACUAACCAUGGCCAUAGUGUUCUGGUUGAUGAAGGACAUUACAGUCCAGUAACACUGACAGCCCCUCGACCAUACACUGCCCCAGGAAAUAUGCAGCCUCCAAUUCGAGUACAACCUCUACCCAGUAAUCCUGCAGUAGGAACUGCUCCAAAGGUAACUUCGGGGUCCAGAUCAAAAACCUCAUUGCUGGAAAAUGAAGCUCCAUUUCCCAUUGGGGGCAAGAAGGCAACGAUGAAGUUCAGGAACUCCAUGGACAAUUCACAGGGAAUGAAUCGAUAUCAAUUUCCGAAGAUUAACCGUUACAUGAUGCCUAUUCCUCCUCCACUUCCUCCCCCUAAUGGAAAAAUCACAAGGGAAAAUAGACCUGAAACAUGGAGAAGGAGAAGAGUUCGUCCAACCACUGCUCCAAAUGGCUUAGAACCUCUCUUUACCAGGGAUUCAAGAAGGAUUCACAAAACACCACUGCAUAGUAAUGCAGCUAUUACAAUGAUCUAUUUGGGGAAAAAUGUGCACCUAGCCUAUGAUCACUCAGAUUUCCGGGAUGAAAUAAAAGUUUAUCAGCAGCACUGUGGUGGGGAAAACCUAUGUGUCUACACAGGCAAACUACUUGAGAAAGAGACCUUUCAGUUUAUUUCCAAAAGGCACCAUGGUUUCCCCUUCAGUCUCACCUUUUUCCUGAACGGGAUACAGGUGAACAGGUUAAGUUCCUGCUGUGAAUAUAAGCAUCGAAAUGGUUCCAGACUUGGAGGCAAACGAGGCUACUUUGGGUUUGUGUGUGUUGAGAGAUCAUCUCCUUGCUACAAGUGCAUUAUUGCAAUGGGCCUUGACAAAAAAACAACUUCACCAAAACCUAGGAAGGAAAAGAGUAUUGAGAGAAGAGAGGGAUUGAUGAAGGGUGAAGGGAAACUGAGGAAGGAUAGAGAGUACCUGAUACCAAGAAGGAGAGAGAUGGAGGGGAGCAAAACCUCAGCUUCAGCCAUUUUUUCAGCUCAAGAACUACAUACAGGGAUCAGCGAAGUGAGAACUGCUGUCGAAGAAAUGGAACGUAAAGAAAAGCCGGGACAAGAAGUCUGGGAAGAUGACCAAGAAAACAUAUUUAAAUAUGAAUAUGAAGAAGAUUUUGAAGCAGAUGAGGAGAAACAAGAUGAGAAAGCUAAUGAAGGACAGGCUGAUGAUCAAAUGAAUGGAAUGCCAAAGUCACCCUCAGAUGAUGAAAAAGAUCUUUUAGACCCUGAAAAGGAGAGUGAAACCUCGUUGUGGAAGGCAUCAGAUGCUGAUGACAAUGUGAAAGAUGAGGUUGAUGGAUGCUCUGAGAAUGAAUUGGAAGAGGAUAAACAUGAUAUAAGAACUGCUUCAUCAACCUCAUCCAGAAGUCACCCAUAUUCUAGUUGCAGUGAAGAUGAAUCUGCACUGGGGGACAGGGAAGCCCACGCUGAAAACAGUCCAAAUGAAAGUGUCCGAAGUUCAUCUUCUCAGGAGUUGAGUGAAAAUGAUGAGCCAGGAAAAACCCACCUUCCAAUUGAGAAUUCUCUAGAAGUUGAAAUUGAUGACCAAGAAAUAAUAAAAGCAGAUGUGAAGACCAAGCCUCUGCCAAUAGAGGAAAACUUGGAGAAUGUUCUUGAAGAAGAAGCAGAGAAAGGAACCCGAGUGAUUGCAGAGGGCUUAUCUGAGAAGUCCAGGGAACAUGUUUCCAAGGAAGAAAAGGAAAAGAGUAAGAGUAACCUUUGGGAAGGAAGCGCUGCUAAGGUGAAGGACAAAAAGGCAGGUCCCCGUAGGGUGGAUAAAGGUGCACCGAACAGGAAUUUAGUGGUGGAGGAAAGGGCAGCACUCAGCUCAAACAAGGAAUCCAAGCAAGUUGCAUCAGAAGAGCAUAUACUGGAGAAGAAAGACGCAGUGGAGGAAGAUGAAGGUCCCCAACACAAGGAUGCUGACACAGAAGAAAAAGGGGAUGCAGCACCGUGGGGAAAAGCAGGGGUUCAUGAGGUUCCCUUGGGGCAGUGGAAGCCAACAGUAGAGCAGCCGGCAUUAGUAGGACAGUUUACAGAGGAAAGUAAUAUCCCUCAGGGCGUAGUAGGUGGGGCAGAGGCGGAAGCAGAAGGGGAUAGAAGGCCACAAAAAGAGGGGUUAGACCCCAGAGGACGAGAGGCAGCAAGAGAUUCUGGAGGUCUGAAUGAAGGCGAGGCUUCCGAGGAGCGGGCCCUGAAGCAAGCGGUGCAGGAGACGGAGACUGCAGCUUCUGGCGGGGAGCAGGGUGAGGGGAAGGCAGUGCUUACAAGCCAGGCAGCAGCCCUGAAGUCACAGAGCGCUCAGGACGCAGCGGCCCUGAGAGAGGCGGCGAGGCCGGAGGAGGGAGAGCCUGAGGGAGCGGCUGUGAGCGGGGCCGGGUCUGCACAGCCAGGUGUGGAGGACAGUGAGGGGGAAGCGUCCACAGACCUAGAGGACGUGGGACCCGGAGAGGACGCUACAUCCGAGAGAGAGGAGGGUUUAGAAGAGGCCAUACUGCGGGGAGAGGAGCCAGCCAGGGAGAGGGGGGCAGUUCUGGGAAGGGAAACGCCCUUGAGCUCCUCGACUUCUGUGAAGGCCCAGGCAACUCGGACGGGGGUGUUGGAGGACAGCCUUGAGGAACUUUGUAAGGACCCUGUGGAAAGGGAGGGGGUUGAGAUGGAGUCAGAGUGUAAGACGGAAGAUGAGAGGAAAGAAGUGUCACCUGAGGCAUUAGAUGCAGCGCGCGAGAGAAGGAAAGCUGAGAGGCCGAAGCCACCUCUGGGGGAAACCGAAUCCGAGAGGGAAGCGGUGACAAGGACAAAGGCGCUUCAGGAUGAAGACACUUUAGAAGAAGAGCAAAAGUUGAAAGAGGAAGAGGGGGAACCCAUGAAGGAAGUAAGACCCGAGGAAGAGACACAAGCCCCCCAAAAUGACACGGAGCAUGAUGCUGAGGAUGAAGCAGCCAUGCGGGCAUCUGAACUGACUGAAGACGCAGGGCCGCGAGGAGAGGCUUCACUGAGAGAGAGAGAGGUGACCAUGUCUGAAGCAUCCCCUGGAUUUGAAGAGUCCCUGGAAGACAUAACGGUUUGGGGGAAAGAAGGAGGAGGAAGACUGAGAGAAGCUGGAGACACAGGGCCCAGAGGCAGAGCAGAGCUGCUCGUCGGGGAGAACGUGGCCCCCGCAGAGCAGGAUGGGGGCCCGAGCCCUGCAGGAGGGGGGGUGUCAGGAGCUCCCGAAAGCGAGCCCUCGGGGAAGGCGCAGACACCCGGGGCUGCCGGCGAGGCCCGGGAGUGCGCAGCCAAAGAUCAAGCCAGCCUGAUGGGCUGGGAGGGGAGGGAUAAAGAAGGGCCUUUACAGGGGCCACAGGGAGUGGCUGUCCCAGCCAUGAUCCAAGAAGAUGCUCCCGAGGGAGACUCCACCGUGGCAGGAAAGUUGAGUGACGAAGUGAUGGAUGAGGACCCAGAGGAGGCGGCGGAGGAAGAGUGCACUCUGGGGGUAGGGCUGAUGAAGAGCGGGGACACCGAGGGGGACGGGAGCUUGCGGGCCGUGGCUGCAGCUGGGGAAGAUGGCCACCAAGGAGGAGGAGCGGCCGGACCAGCCGCAGAGCGGGAGGCGGCGGCAGGUUCAAAGCCAGCUGCGGGGCAAACAGAAGCACGUGAAGCCUCCUCCUUUUCAGAUGUGGCAGGGGAGGAAAGCUGGCACAGAGUGGGUGAGACACUAGGAGAAACGGCAGCUGCAGAGAAGGUGGCUGUCGAGGAAACAGCGCUGAGCGGGGAGGAGGUGCCCGCGGCCGAGGAGGUGACAGUGACUUGGGAGACGGAGGCUGCGGUCGAGGCUCCAGGGGAACCUUCUGACCUGGAAGGGAGGGCCCCACUGCCAGCGCCGGCUCUGGAAGGAGGGGAAGCUAAACCCACACAGGAGGUGGAGUCCGUGGGAGAGGAGGCAGGGACUCGGAGCCAUGAGGAGGGGCAGGAGUCGGGGGCAGCUGAAGAAUUCAGACUGGGAUUAUCCCAAGAGAGAGGGUCAGAGCCCAGGACAGAGAGUGCACGGGACGCAGGAACACUCCCUGGAAAGCCCGAUUGCACUGGGACCCAAGAGAAGCAAGAGCAUUCAGUGCACAGAGGAAGUGAAGACCCAGAUGUUUCGCUGAACCACAGGAAGGUCUAA